Molecule: messenger RNA, 1653 nt
Organism: Cyclocybe aegerita
Lineage: Eukaryota; Fungi; Basidiomycota; Agaricomycetes; Agaricales; Hemipholiotaceae
Source: the annotation of a GenBank genome assembly
UGAAACGCAGUAUCCCUCUGAAUCGACCUCAAGCGUUUCCGUCUGACUGGGAGGACACCUUCGCUGGAUUACCAACCCCCAUCCCUACAGAAGAGAACCUCACGCGAUCAUACUGGAUGGACGAUGAAUUCUACAACAAAUACAACCUCGAGAUCAACACCAAGGCACUCGUAUAUGCCACCAUGAACACUCUGAACAUCACCUCUCCCGUCCCCGAAAUCGUGCACAAAGGGUCAGGAAGCUUCAACAGCGUCUUCUGCGUCACCUUUCCUACCAAUACCCCAGGUGCUCCACGGUUCCGUGUCGCUGCUCGGAUACCCAAGAAGAUAGCACGAGCACCUGGCAGGAUCGAGUCAAUCGUGGCCGUGACGUCGAUGGCGCACUACGUCAAAGGGAUUCCCGCCCCGGAGAUCUAUGCGUGGCACCCGGGGUCUGACAAUCCUGUAGGCGCGCCAUACAUGCUCAUGAAAUGGGUGGACGGUAUCGAACCUUGGGAACAAUGGCAUGGUUACAACAAGUCCGAGAAGACACAGUUCAUGGAGCAACUCGUCGAUUAUCACGCAGAAUUCGCUGAGCCUCUACCGUUUGCAGGCAUGGGGAGCGUCUACUUCGCAAAAACGGACGAUGGGAGCGACCUCCCUCUCGACAACAUAUCUUCCUACCGCCUCGGCCCAUUCUCCAGAGGUCCAACAUGUACCGUCCACCGCGGAAUUUCUGCCUGGCCGCAGACAACCCCAACCUCUCUCCGACAAUUCUGGGUCGAGCUCUGGCAACACGAAGUCGAUUACAUCACAUCCACGCACGGCACUGACGAAUCCACCAUCAUCGCCACCGAGGACCAUCCCAGCCAGUCAAUACAAGAAGACGUCACGCUUGGCGAAUUCCUGAAGGUUGCAGACGCCGUCCGCCUCCUCAUCGAUAACUGCAAGCUACCCUCUCCAGGAGACCACCCAGGUUUGUACUCUCCGAGCAUCGUUACAACCGACUACGCCUUCCGGAACAUCAAGAUCGAGCCGGAGACGCGCAAGAUCACAAGUUUCAUCGAUUGGGACGAUGUAUACGUGAUGCCAUUCUUGCUCGGCAGUCGCUAUCCGGAGGAUAUCUGUUUUUACGAAGGCUCAGGGGAGAGGUGGCACAAGACUGGUGCCUUUUUGUUCUUGCCGAUCGACGAGGAAGGCGAUAUCCCAGAUGAGGAGGAAGCAGUUGAUGUCAAGGUCGAGGAGGCAGGCACAGAGGUGGAAGAAACAGGCGACACCGACGAGUCUAGAAGCGAUGUCGGAUACGACAUCCCUCCUCCUAGCAAGACCCCAUCAGAGGCAACCGGAGACAGCGCUAGUGAGACCGAAAACGAGGACUCGCCCUUCGAGCCAUUCGAGCCCACCAACGAACCACUGUCUAUGGAGCCCGACACAGAGGACUACGACUUCCCUCGUCGCGUGAGGGAUACCCGACUACGUCGUGAGUACGAAGCAUUGCUCAUAGCACGCGAUCCGCGGUUUGGAUUUGAAGGGUUCUGGAAGAUGAGGGAGGACCCAUUGAAGAUCCAACAUUUGGUCACGCACGGUUGGACGGAGUGGCUGAGCAAGGCUGAGUGGAUACAGGACAGGACAAAGGAGAUGCACGAGAUUUGGCAGCCGUUUAAUGUCAAGUGAU